AUGGGUGGUUCCGUCGCGUUUUGGGGUUAUUCGAACUUCCUUAGUACUUCAUAUCCUCUUAUCUCCUCCAGAUCCGCCUCCCUAUUCCGCAUCAACCCUAUAACUCCGUUCCUCCCCCACCCCCCGUCUUUUCCGCGCACCCGCACCUCUCCUUCCCUCCCUUUUUCCUCUCACGCACCCCUCUCUUCCCCUCCUUCCCACAAGGCCUUCCGCAUCAAGAUCAAGCUCGCGAAGAAGAUGAAGCAGAACCGGCCCAUCCCCUACUGGAUCCGCCUGCGCACCGACAACAAGAUUCGGUACAACGCCAAGCGUCGGCACUGGAGGCGCACAAAGCUGGGCUUCUAA
Closterium sp. Naga37s-1 is the source of this 345-nucleotide messenger RNA. The record is from the annotation of a GenBank genome assembly. Lineage: Eukaryota; Viridiplantae; Streptophyta; Zygnematophyceae; Desmidiales; Closteriaceae.